Molecule: messenger RNA, 3641 nt
Organism: Pteropus alecto (black flying fox)
Lineage: Eukaryota; Metazoa; Chordata; Mammalia; Chiroptera; Pteropodidae
Gene: UHRF2
Product: ubiquitin like with PHD and ring finger domains 2
Exons: 16
Coding region: 341-2755 (804 amino acids)
Biological process (GO): negative regulation of gene expression via chromosomal CpG island methylation; protein ubiquitination
Molecular function (GO): ubiquitin protein ligase activity; protein binding
Source: RefSeq, a predicted model, not a curated record
UCCAUGUGGGAGCUAGAGCUCUAUAAGUAAACACUCCGCGCGGUGCAGACAAGGCUUCUUCCUAUUUGUGAGGCGGGGGCUGCGGCAGCAGCGGCGGCGCCUCCGACUAGUUCCGGUUUCCUUUCCUGCACAGCUCUGCUGGGCGGGUGCGCGGUCUAGGAGUCGCGGCCGCCUGUCGGGCCUGGCGUCUGGUCAGUCUUUCUCGCUUGUGCGCGCGCUCGCCCGCCCGCCGGCAGCGGAGAGUCGGUGCCGCUAAGGAAGCGGCGCUGGCCGGGUGGGGUGCAGCGCCCUAAGCGCAGGGGGAGACAAAGCAGAGCCGGCCCCCUCUCCCGGCGCCAAGAUGUGGAUCCAGGUUCGCACCAUCGACGGCUCCCAGACGCGCACCAUUGAGGACGUGUCUCGCAAAGCCACAAUUGAGGAGCUGCGUGAGCGGGUGUGGGCGCUAUUCGACGUGCGGCCCGAGUGCCAGCGCCUCUUCUAUCGGGGCAAGCAGUUGGAAAAUGGAUAUACUUUAUUUGACUAUGAUGUUGGACUGAAUGAUAUAAUUCAGCUACUAGUUCGCCCAGACCCUGAUCUUCCUAGCACAUCUAAACAGACUGAUGUACAGGCCAAACCCUGUUCUAAUAAUCCACCUAAAGUGAAGAAAACCCCGAGAGUGGGAUCUUCCAGUCAGCCAUCUACAUCUACUCGUGAUUUUCUUAUUGAUCCUGGCAUCGGACUAUAUAAGGUAAAUGAAUUGGUGGAUGCCAGAGAUGUCGGCCUUGGUGCUUGGUUUGAAGCACGUGUACAUAGUGUUACUAGAGCUUCUGAUGGACAUUCACGUGGCAAAACUCCACUGAAGAAUGGCAGUUCUUGUAAAAGGACUAAUGGGAAUGUAAAUCAUAAUUCCAAAGAGAACACAAAUAAAUUGGACAAUGUACCCUCUACGUCUAAUUCAGACUCUGUUGCUGCUGAUGAAGACGUUAUUUAUCAUAUCGAGUAUGAUGAAUAUCCAGAAAGUGGUACUGUACAAAUAAAUGUGAAGGAUCUUCGACCACGAGCUAGAACCACUCUGAAAUGGAAUGAACUAAAUAUCGGUGAUGUGGUAAUGGUUAAUUACAAUGUAGAAAGUCCUAGUAAUAGAGGAUUUUGGUUUGAUGCAGAAAUUACUGCAUUGAAGACAAUCUCAAGGAACAAAAAAGAACUUCGUGUGAAUAUUUUCUUGGGGGGUUCUGAAGGAAAAUUAAAUGACUGCCAGAUAACAUUUGUAAAUGAAAUCUUCAAGAUCGAGAAACCUGGAGCCCAUCCUCUUUCAUUGGCAGACGGAAAGUUUUUAAGGAAAAAUGACCCUGAAUGUGACUUUUGUGGUGGAGACCCAGAUAAGAAAUGCCAUUCUUGCUCCUGUCAUAUAUGUGGUGGAAAACAGGAACCCAACAUGCAGCUUCUCUGUGAUGAAUGUAACAUGGCCUAUCAUAUUUACUGCCUGAAUCCACCUUUGGAUAAGGUCCCUGAAGAGGAAUACUGGUAUUGUCCUUCCUGUAAAACUGAUUCCAGUGAAGUUGUUAAGGCUGGCGAAAGACUCAAGAUGAGUAAAAAGAAAGCAAAAAUGCCAUCAGCUAGUACUGAAAGCCGGAGAGACUGGGGAAGGGGAAUGGCCUGUGUUGGUCGAACUAGAGAAUGUACUAUUGUUCCUUCUAAUCAUUAUGGACCUAUUCCUGGAAUUCCUGUUGGAUCAACUUGGAGAUUUAGAGUUCAGGUGAGCGAAGCAGGUGUUCAUAGACCCCAUGUUGGUGGAAUUCAUGGUCGAAGUAAUGAUGGGGCUUAUUCUCUUGUCCUGGCUGGUGGAUUUGCAGAUGAAGUAGACCGAGGUGAUGAAUUCACAUACACUGGGAGUGGUGGUAAAAACCUUGCUGGUAAUAAAAGAAUUGGCGCACCAUCGGCUGAUCAAACAUUAACAAACAUGAACAGGGCAUUGGCCCUAAACUGUGAUGCUCCAUUGGAUGAUAAAAUUGGAGCAGAGUCUCGGAAUUGGAGAGCUGGUAAGCCAGUCAGAGUGAUACGCAGUUUUAAAGGGAGGAAGAUCAGCAAAUAUGCUCCUGAAGAAGGCAACAGAUAUGAUGGCAUUUAUAAGGUGGUGAAAUACUGGCCAGAGAUUUCAUCAAGCCAUGGAUUCUUGGUUUGGCGCUAUCUUUUAAGAAGAGACGAUGUUGAACCUGCUCCUUGGACCUCAGAAGGAAUAGAACGGUCAAGGAGAUUAUGCCUACGUUUACAGUAUCCAGUAGGUUACCCUUCAGAUAAGGAAGGGAAGAAGACUAAAGGACAGACAAAGAAGCAGGCCAGUGGAGCCUCAAAAAGGCCGACUCCAGAUAAUGAUGAUUGUCCAAGUGCCUCCAAAGUGUUCAAAGCAUCAGAUUCAGCAGAAGCUGUUGAGGCUUUCCAGCUAACCCCUCAACAACAACAUCUAAUCAGAGAAGAUCAUCAAAACCAGAAGCUAUGGGACGAAGUGCUUGCAUCUCUUGUGGAAGGACCAAAUUUCCUGAAAAAAUUGGAGCAAUCUUUUAUGUGUGUCUGCUGCCAGGAGCUAGUUUACCAGCCUGUGACAACAGAUUGCCUCCACAAUGUCUGUAAAGAUUGCUUACAGCGCUCCUUUAAGGCUCAGGUUUUCUCCUGCCCUGCUUGCCGGCAUGAUCUUGGCCAGAAUUACAUCAUGAUUCCCAAUGAGAUUCUGCAGACUCUACUUGACCUUUUCUUCCCUGGCUACAGCAAAGGACGAUGAUCUGUCUACAUCUACUGUGUUGUUCCUGGUGAUUUCUUUGGACAAUAAAGAAUCUAAAAUGGUUGGGGUGGGUGGGGGUGAAAGCAAUGGUGGACCAUAUUUCUCAUGUUCUGAAGCAGCUAAUCCUCUUUCCUACAUAGCCAUCAUCUUGUGUGUGUAGUAAGAGGCCCAUUUCUCAACUGUCUUUUAAAUAUCAAAAGGUAGUUCCUGUCAGUAACAACUAGUUGUAAUGAGUAAAAGUCAAAGCCUCAGCUCUAGUUGAUAUCCAAGUUAUGAUUUAUUUUGCAACUACCUCAGGACAGAAAAGAUUUAUGGGGAUUUUUUAAAUCAUUGAAUAAUUAGUUAAAUGAAAUUUUAGCUACACACUGCCUCCCAAAUAUUAGUUGUGCCUGGUUCAUGUAAUUUGAUUUUACAGAAAAGGAAAUGACACUUGAGAUUGUUGGAAUGAACGCAGCUUCUGUAGUGUGCAUAAUAUAUUUUUAAUGUCUUCUUCCAUUACAAUGUGUGUUUUGCAAGGACAGGUUCAUUUUUUAGCCCAUUUUGUGAACUCCAUUGUGCUUUUUUCUGGUGUUUUAUGCAAGUUGACUACUAAUGACUAAUGAGAACAAUAUGAAUGCAUUGUUGCUGCAUUAGUGUAAUGUGGUGUGGUUUUGCACUUAAAAAGAGGUGUUCAGAAGCUCUAAUUGUAAAUGUUUAUGAAAAGCCUCUUCUGUACUAGUCAAACUGCUUUUAGUGAGUCUCACCAGUGGUUUUACAUCUGCAGAGCAAUGAGGACUGGGCUGACUUUUGAGAGGACUGAAAUUGCUUCAUAUUGUGAUCUUAAAUUUUAUAUUCACUAUACUCCCUAAAGUAUACCUUAAUAAAUAUUUUAUGACCAGCAAAAUAA